Molecule: messenger RNA, 2817 nt
Organism: Phycodurus eques (leafy seadragon)
Lineage: Eukaryota; Metazoa; Chordata; Actinopteri; Syngnathiformes; Syngnathidae
Product: S-adenosylhomocysteine hydrolase-like protein 1
Exons: 19
Coding region: 183-2660 (825 amino acids)
Biological process (GO): L-methionine cycle; G protein-coupled receptor signaling pathway
Cellular component (GO): cytosol; plasma membrane
Molecular function (GO): G protein-coupled acetylcholine receptor activity
Source: RefSeq, a predicted model, not a curated record
ACAUCCAGUCGGUUUCUGCUCGCAUCCAGUGUGUCCACAAAGGUGACAGUAACAUGGAGCACGUGAAGAGCGCUCAUCCACGUCACUGCAUGCAUGUAAAGUGAGAUUCCUCAACAAACUUUGCAGUCAUACUAUAUGACCGCAGCCUGACGUAUCCGUGACCACAUCCGAGACCGGAAGCUAUGGAGACUGUGAAUACCAGCAGCGGGGUCGAGCCCGGCCUCUUCUCGGCCAGUCCUUACACCGCCGUGGAAAUUGUGCUCAUCAUUCUGGUGGCGGGAUCCCUCAGUCUGAUCACCGUCGUUGGAAACAUCUUGGUCAUGCUGUCUAUAAAGGUAAACAGGAACCUGCAGACCGUCAACAACUACUUCCUGUUCAGCCUGGCCUGCGCGGACCUCAUUAUUGGCGUCGGCUCCAUGAACCUGUACACCGUUUACAUCGUGAUUGGCCACUGGCCCUUGGGAGCCGUGGUGUGCGACCUGUGGCUGGCGGUGGACUACGUGGUCAGCAACGCCUCGGUCAUGAACCUCCUGAUUAUCAGCUUCGACCGAUACUUCUGCGUCACCAAGCCGCUGAGCUACCCGGCGCGCCGAAGCACCAGGAUGGCCGGUUUGAUGAUCGCCGCCGCCUGGGUGUUGUCCUUCGUCCUGUGGGCGCCGGCCAUUUUGUUCUGGCAGUUCAUCGUUGGUGGGAGAACCGUGCCACCGGGGGAGUGCUAUAUCCAGUUCUUCUCCAACCCGGCGGUCACAUUCGGCACGGCCAUCGCGGCUUUCUACCUGCCCGUGGCCAUCAUGAUCUACCUCUAUUGGCGCAUCUCAAGGGCCAGCCGUAGCCGCAUGCAGAGGGACAGCAGGAAGACAUCCGGCACUAGUAUCAGAGAAGCUCACUCUCACAGUCAGGAGGAUGCAGGUGAGAACCAGAUCCAGAACAACUGCAUUCAGAAGAUGAGGGAGCAGCUCAGGGAGGUUGUGCAGAGCAAAGAGAAGGAGGCACUGCAGCAGCAGAACGGAAGUGCUCCCUGCAAGGUAGACAAACCCGAGCAGCUGGAACCGGAGAUGGACAGCGUCCAACCCUCCACGUCUACAGACAACGAGGUCCCCGUUUCAGUGCUGAGGGGACUGAACGCCAUAAGAAGGAUGAACCAAACAGAGCCAUCUUCCAGGGGGGCGUCCUUGACGGACUGUCAAGCCACAAGGACAAUGCUUAAGCACAUACUGUUGACGGAGCAGAAACAAGAAUUCAACAAGCGUCCCAUCAAGGCCGUCCCGCACUCACGGUCUCGCUCCAUCUCGCAGUCGUCCGCCGAGAGUUACAGUUCAGUGGGCAGUACCAGCUCCGAGGAUGAAACGUCUCCGAGAAAAGAGGUCGAGAAGACGUCCUUUUGUGUUAAAAACAUCAAACAGGCUGAUUUUGGACGUCGCGAAAUCUGCAUUGCAGAGCAAGAGAUGCCUGCUCUGAUGGUCCUGAGGAAGAAAGUGGGAGCGGAGAAACCUCUGGCGGGAGCCAAAGUGGUUGGCUGCACACACAUCACUGCGCAGACGGCGGUUCUUAUUGAGACUUUGUCGGUGUUGGGAGCUCAGUGCCGCUGGGCCGCGUGCAACAUCUUCUCCACCCAGAACGCCGUAGCUGCGGCUCUGGCCAAGGGAGGUGCGUCUGUGUUUGCUUGGAGAGGGGAGUCAGAAGACGACUUCUGGUGGUGCAUCGACCGCUGCGUCGGGGCUGACAUCUGGCAACCCAAUGUGAUUCUGGACGACGGCGGCGACCUGACCCACUGGAUCUACAGGAAGUACCCGAGCCUGUUCAAAAAGAUACGAGGCAUCGUGGAAGAAAGCGUCACAGGAGUUUAUCGCUUGUACCAGCUGGCCAAGGCGGGCAAGUUGUGCGUUCCUGCCAUUAACGUCAACGACUCGGUGACCAAGCAAAAGUUCGACAACUUGUACUGUUGCAAGGAGUCCAUACUGGAUGGGUUGAAGAGAACCACAGAUGUGAUGUUUGGCGGCAAGCAGGUGCUGGUUUGCGGCUACGGUGAGGUUGGCAAAGGUUGCUGCGCCGCCCUGAAAGCGUUGGGCGCUAUCGUGUACGUGACAGAAGUGGACCCCAUCUGUGCCCUCCAGGCCUGCAUGGGCGGCUUCAGAGUAAUCCAGCUGAGUGAGGUGGUCCGGCUGGUUGACGUGGUCAUCACCUGCACAGGAAAUAAACACGUGCUGGGCCGGGAACAUCUGGACAGGAUGAAGAACGGCUGCAUCGUCUGCAACAUGGGACACUCCAACACAGAGAUAGAUUUGGCGAGUCUGCGUAGUGCCGAGCUGCGGUGGGAGCGCGUGAGGCCUCGGGUGGACCACAUCAUAUGGCCAGAUGGAAGGAGGAUCGUCCUGCUAGCUGAGGGCGGUUUGCUGAAUCUGAGCUGCUCCACUGUUCCCCCCUUUGUCCUCUCCGUCACUUCCACCACUCAGGCUCUGGCCCUCAUCGAGCUGUACAACGCUCCAGACGGACGAUACAAACAGGAUGUAUACCUGCUACCAAAGAAGAUGGACGAAUACGUGGCCAGUCUUCACCUUCCCGGCUUUGACGCUCACCUCACCGAGCUGACUGACGAGCAGACCAAAUACUUGGGCAUCAGCAAGCAUGGACCCUUCAAGCCUAAUUAUUAUAGGUAUUGACCUCCGGGACCCCGAAGACUUCCUGUUUAUGUUAUGUUAUUAUUCUGAAUAUUGAAAUAAAACCAACUGUAAACACGGUUAACUAUUCACUACUGACUUGUUUCGUCAAGUGGCACAUUCGGAUUUCACGCUGCACAUUUAGCACAAAGCACCCAUG